Molecule: messenger RNA, 1707 nt
Organism: Anolis sagrei ordinatus
Lineage: Eukaryota; Metazoa; Chordata; Lepidosauria; Squamata; Anolidae
Source: RefSeq, a predicted model, not a curated record
AUGAAUGGCCUGGACGAAGGGAAGGCAGCGCUCAUCCAGACAAGGAAGAGCAGCCGUGGGGGGGACAGCGAUGACCCCAAAACCCCCAGAGCCUUACUCCAGAGCCCCCCUCUUUGUCUCAGCUAUGGACCUCAAUCGGAGAAGAACUGGGUCCUGGACCCUUCUGGAGACGACUAUUAUCGGUGGCUGCUUGUGAUGGUGGCCCCCAUCACCUACAACUGGAUCUUCCUCAUCAGCAGGUCCUGCUUCUCCGAUCUGCAGGAGAAGUACCUCUUCCUGUGGCUGGCCUUGGACUACCUCAGUGACCUGAUCUACCUGGUGGACAUCGGGGUGCACUUCCGCACCGGCUUCCUGGAGGAAGGGCUGCUGGUGGCAGACCCCAGGGCCAUUGCCCGGCGCUACAUGGGCUCCACGACCUUCCGCCGGGAUGUUGCCUCGCUGCUCCCGACGGACCUGCUGUACCUGUGGCUGGGCCUGGGCUGCCCGCUGGGGGUGCGUGCCAACCGCCUGCUGCGCAGCCCCCGCCUGCUGGAGGCCCUGGACCGGACAGAGACCCGCACCACACACCCUCACGCUUUCCGCCUGCUCAAGCUGGUCUCCUGCAUCUUCGCGGGCAUCCACUGGCACGGCUGCCUCUACUUCGCCCUCUCGGGGCACAUCGGCUUCGGGGCGGACGGCUGGGUCUACCCGAACAUGAGUGAUCCUGACUUCGGACGGUUGUUGCGCCAGUACCUGCACUCCUUCUACUUCUCGACGCUGGUACUGACCACAGUGGGGGACACACCAGAGCCGAGCCGUGAGGAGGAGUUCCUCUUCAUGUCCGCCGGGUUCCUGCUAGCUGUGCUGGCCUUUGCCACCAUCAUGGGCAGUGUGGCCUCCGAGGUGGCCGACAUGGGCCGGGCCGAGGCCUCCUUCCUCCCAGAGCACGACCCUAUCAAGGCCUACCUGAGUGAAAUGCAGGUGGAACCCCGGCUGCGGCACCGUGUGAACGACUGGCUGAGGCACCUGCGCAUGAACCGCAAGAUGAUCCGGGAGGACCGGGCCCUACGACACCUGGCCCCACACCUGCGUGCUGAAGUGGUGUCCGCCGUCCACCUCCCCACCCUGCGCAAGGUCCAGAUCUUCCGACACUGCGAGCGCAGCCUCCUGGAGGAGGUGGUCCUCCGCCUGCAGCCACAGGUCUACUCGCCUGGAGAGUACGUCUGCCGCAAGGGGGAGGUGGGCCGCGAGAUGUUCUUCGUGCGUGAGGGGCAGCUGGCCGUGGUGGCCGACGACGGGGUCACGCCCUACGCCCUCCUCAGGGAGGGGCACUACUUCGGGGAGAUCAGCAUCCUCAGCAUCAAGGGCAACCGUUCGGGCAACCGGCGCACGGCCAACAUCCGCAGCCUGGGCUACUCGGACCUCUUCUGCUUGUCCAAGGGAGACCUGGCCGAAGUGCUGGCCGAGUUCCCCAGCGCCAAGGAGGCCCUAGAGGCCAAAGGUCGGGAGAUCCUGCUCCAGAUGGGCCAGCUGGACACCCAGGUGGAGGCCCGAGAGGAGGCCCGGCGGCGGGAGGAGCAGUGCCGGACCGAAGCCCUGCAGCAGCGCCUGGACGCCCUCCAGACCCGCCUGGCCCGCAUGCUGGCCGGCCUGGAGUCCGGGGCCCUCAAGCUGACCCUGCGCCUGGAGCGGCUGGAGGGGGGGCCGGGAGGGGAGUGCCCCCCCUGA